CGAAGAGACGAUAUUUGCAUCACCACCAAACACCACCACACACAAUGGCGGCCCCGACGACAUUACCAGCGCUGCUGACGUCGCUGACGCAGUCGCUAUCCUCUGCCCUCGAGGUCACCCCGAGGAUCGCCUCCAUCGAGCACCAGAAGGAUGGCAUCUCCCUCCUCGACGUCAAGAACGAGCUUCUGCUCUCCUACCUGCAGAACCUCGUCUUCCUGAUCCUGCUCAAGCUCAGGAACUCCAAGUCCGAUACCGACGGCUCGGAUUCAGACAACACCGAGCUGGACGAGUCGGUCCGCUCAAAACUCAUCGAGAUGCGCCUCUACCUCGAGAGAGGCGCCCGCCCGUUGGAGGAGAAGCUGCGCUUCUCCAUCGACCGAUUCCUUCGCACCGCAGACGACGCCGAGCGGGAGAGGAAAGUAAAGGAGAUGGGACUGAACGCAGCCAAUGGCUCAGACUCUGAGGCUGGCUCAGAUGCCGAGGACGACGAUGAGGUCGACAGCGACGCAGGCCAGGUUUCGCAUAGGCCCGGCAAGCACUCUGCAGCACCCAACUUCGGCACCCUGGUCGACGAUGUGGCCGGAAAGCCCUGGAAGGGCACCGACGAUGCCUCGGGCGUCUACCGCCCCCCGAAGCGAGACCGCCAGGUCAUGGACGCCGCGCAGCGCCAGAAGGCCAACCGCCGGCCCAACAAGUCGCACACCAUGGACGAGUUCGUCGAGUCCGAGCUGGCAGUGGCGCCCAUGGCCGAGCCCAGCAUCGGCACCACCAUCGUGCAGGGCGGCCGCAAGAUGAAGACGACGGCCGACCGCAAGGAGGAGGCGGAGCGCCGUGACUACGAGGAGAUGAACUUUGUGCGCCUGCCCAAGGAGAGCAAGAAGGACCGCGCCCAGAAGGCCAAGCAGACGGGCCGCAGCAACCGCAUGAUGUUCGGCGGAGAGGAGUGGCACAACCUGGGCGAGGGCGUCGACCGCAUCGACCGCCUGACGAAGCGCAAGGCGGGCGCCGCCGGCGGCGUGCGCGCCAUGCUGGACAAGAGCCGGAAGCGCGGCCUCGACACGACGGACAGUCCGCGGGGCAGCGGCCGGGCCGCCGAGAUUGGAGAGAGGUUUCAGAAGAGGGUCAAGAUGUUGGAAGGCGGACGACGAGACCGGGGCAAGAACAGGUAGACGCUACGGGCAUAAUAGAAUGGAUUUUACGGGCGACCCAACGCAUUGCCAACUGGCCUUUGAAGAAAUUCUUGUUACAUAUACACAUGGUACAGAGCAGAAUAGGAAUGUGAUCCUUUUCGGCUCUGUAAGAAUCACCCUGUGGAUCAUAUACUGCUCUUGGCGUAGCUCUAGAGUCUGCUUCUAAAGGAAAACGCUGAUAUGUAUUAUUCUAGAUAAUA
Ilyonectria robusta is the source of this 1390-nucleotide messenger RNA. RefSeq lists its product as uncharacterized. Gene Ontology annotation, biological process: maturation of SSU-rRNA from tricistronic rRNA transcript (SSU-rRNA, 5.8S rRNA, LSU-rRNA). The transcript has a single exon. Lineage: Eukaryota; Fungi; Ascomycota; Sordariomycetes; Hypocreales; Nectriaceae. The record is from RefSeq and is a predicted model, not a curated record. Gene Ontology annotation, cellular component: small-subunit processome; nucleolus. The coding region runs from base 45 to 1169 and encodes 374 amino acids.